This is a messenger RNA of Amblyraja radiata (thorny skate), 2318 nucleotides long. RefSeq names its product ectonucleoside triphosphate diphosphohydrolase 6 (gene entpd6). The coding region runs from base 163 to 1440 and encodes 425 amino acids. Gene Ontology annotation, molecular function: hydrolase activity. The transcript has 14 exons. NCBI's taxonomy places the organism in Eukaryota, Metazoa, Chordata, Chondrichthyes, Rajiformes, Rajidae. The record is from RefSeq and is a predicted model, not a curated record. Gene Ontology annotation, cellular component: Golgi apparatus.
GGGAGCGGGAGCGCGCGCGGCGUCACGUCACCAGGUCGGGGCGCGGAGCCGGCGGACGGUCGGUAGCCACUCAGCGACGGCGUCUCCACGAUUCCAUAUCGUGUUGUGUAAUCCAUGUAUGGACCUGCUGCAAAUGAAAUAUGUAUUUAAUUGCUGGAAACCAUGAAGUUACCAAAACUUGCCUUUGUUUUUGUCCUGUUCAUUUGCCUGUGCCUCUACAUCUAUCAAAAGAAUCCUUUCCAAAGGAUACAGAAUGGGCUCAGAUUCCACCUGCUGGCCACUAGCCAACAGCCCGCUGCCCGCUGCUUCUAUGGGAUCAUGUUUGAUGCUGGCAGCACUGGCACACGCAUCCAUGUAUUCAAUUUUACCCAGACUACAAACGGAUCUCCUAAACUUGCAAAUGAGAUUUUCAAAGCCUUGAAGCCAGGAUUGUCGGCAUAUUCGGACAAGCCGGAAUUGAGCACGAAGGGAAUUGAAGAACUGCUGGAAGUUGCCAAAAGCUGCAUUCCUCGCGACUAUUGGGCAAGCACACCAUUAGUACUAAGGGCCACGGCUGGCUUACGCCUGUUACCUGGAGAGAAAGCGCAGCUUUUACUGCAUACGGUAAAAGAAGUCUUUCAAGCAAGCCCUUUCCGAGUAUCAAGCGAUUGUGUUAGCAUCAUGGAUGGGAGUGAUGAAGGUAUCUCGGCAUGGAUUACUGUCAACUUUUUAACAGACACCUUGCAAGACUCAAAGCAAAAUGCUGCCGGGAUGCUUGACCUUGGAGGUGGCUCCACCCAAAUCACAUUCUUACCUCAAACCGAGAUGACACUCCAAACCUCUCCUGUUGACUGUAUUACCUCAAUUCAGAUGUUCAAUAGCACCUACACCCUCUACUCACACAGUUACCUGGGACUUGGCCUGAUGUCAGCAAGGUUGGCAAUCUUAGGAGGAACUGAAGGUAGACCAACUGAGAAAGAUCAGGAGCUGGCCAGUCCCUGCCUGUCUCCAGACUACAAGGCAGAAUGGAAACAUGCCGAGAUUGUUUACCGUAUUAAAGGACAGAAAGCAGGAGAGCCUCUCUAUGAUUCGUGCUACUCCAGGAUAGAGAAGAUGCUUUACAAGAAGGUGCAUCAGCCCGAGGAAGUGCAGAACAUCCCAUUCUACGCCUUUUCUUACUACUACGACACUGCAGUCGAUGUGGGGCUGAUUGAUGAAGAGCACGGAGGCACUUUAACUGUUGAAGAUUACGAGAUUGCAGCCGAGCAGGUCUGUCACAGUAUGGAAGUUAAAUCAACAGAUAAGCCGUUUCUUUGCAUGGAUCUUGUGUACAUAACUGUCCUGCUCCAGGAGCUGGGUUUCGAAAAAGAUGCCGUGUUAAAGCUUGCUAGGAAGAUCAAUGGUGUUGAGAGCAGCUGGGCGCUGGGAGCUACGUUCCAUUACAUCGACUCCCUUCACUGACACUGGAGCAAGGAGCUGACGUUUACAUUCUCAAUCAACUCAAUCAGAGUUGAAAACAUGCCUUGCUUCUUCAAAAUAUUGCCUUCUCUGCAUGGGGACUGGGAGAUCUAAAAAUGCGGGUCUUGACUUUGUUGAUUUUAAUAUUUUGUGUCAGUGCGGUUUUAUUUUAGUGGAACAAAAGGGUAUUGAUCAUUGGAGAGUUGUCACAUGGGCAAAAUUCUGCAUGACACUUCAACAAAUGGUGAGAAGCAAUGUGUUAUUUCAAGCCCUAACUUUAACCUGUUCAGUGCCACCCCCGAGUACACUUGGGUAAUGGUCAAUAGUGGGAAACAAAACCUGGCCGUGAACAAAUUAAUUAAGAAGCAACAGAAAACGUAAAUGUGGCAAAGGUUUAUUUUGAGGGAAUACCACCACCAUUCUUAUACAGUUGGACUGUUCAAGAUUUAAACUCUGCAAGGUCUUUCCAUUUAAAGAUUUUGUGUCACACGAUAGAAUUUUGUGUAAUCUUCACUCGAUAGAAUUUCAGGUGGUAUUCUUCUCUUUUACUGCACAAUGAAAAUAAAACUCUUGUUUUUGAGGGACCAACAAAUUACUGAUGGGGAAAAACGGCAGCUUAGGGUUGGGCAUUGAAUCAAACUUUAAUCAAUUGAAUGGUCCACUACAGAGUGAAGUUGAUUUUGGGCUCAGGGUCUGUAAUAUUUUAUUGUUAUUCUGUGUGAAUCAAGGAGCAGCGGGGAGAGCUGGGGUGAGCUAUGGUUUCUGUGCAAUGUUUUAUACCUACAGUUGACACAUCCGGCAAGGGAGCCUUUCUCAUGUGGAAGUGUCUGUCAACGGAGUACGUUUCUAAACACUUCUAAAGAGAACAAAGUUUUCCAUGA